AUGGAGGAAGUAAAGCUUCUGAAAUGGGUACAAAUGGUUCUUCUCAGGUGCUUUGAAGGAGGUGAAUUAGUUAUCCCUCUUCUUGUAGAAGACCCUUUAGCUACCCCUCCUAUUGCUACUCGUGCACCUUCCAUUACACUCCCCCCUACCUUUCGCCCCCUCCUCACCAUUAUUGAGACCACCAAAGAUUCCCUGUCCAUGACCUCUGAGGCGGGGUUACCUUGCUUGUCGGACCAAGGCAGCGAUGGUUGUGAUGAUGAUGGCUUGGUGAUAUCUGGGUAUGGCUCAGGGGAAACCUUUGACUCUAACCUGCCCCCUACUGAUGAUGAAGAUUUUUACACCACCUUCUCCUUGGUAACAGAUAAGAGUCUUUCCACUUCAAUCUUCGAAGGUGGCUACAAAGCACAUGCGCCCAAGUGGGAAUCCAAGGACUUUAGACCUAACAAAGUCUCCGAAACUAGUAGGACUACUACCACAUCUUUGUCCCCUGAGCUGAUCCGCUUCACAGCUUCCUCCUCGUCUGGGAUGGUGCCCAAAUUGCCAGCUGGCAAAAUGAAUAACCGUGAUCUCAAACCCCAGCCUGAUAUAGUCUUGCUUCCGUUGCCCACUGCCUAUGAGCUAGACAGCACCAAACUGAAGAGCCCACUAAUUACUUCCCCCAUGUUCCGUAAUGUGCCCACAGCAAACCCCACGGAGCCGGGAGUCAGACGGGUUCCGGGGGCCUCAGAGGUGAUCCGGGAGUCGAGCAGUACAACAGGGAUGGUCGUCGGCAUUGUGGCUGCUGCUGCCCUCUGCAUCUUGAUCCUCCUGUACGCCAUGUACAAGUACAGGAACAGGGACGAGGGGUCCUAUCAAGUGGACGAGACGCGGAACUACAUCAGCAACUCGGCCCAGAGCAACGGCACGCUCAUCAAGGAGAAGCAGCAGAGCUCGAAGAGCGGCCACAAGAAACAGAAAAACAAGGACAAGGAGUAUUAUGUGUAAAAACGACACCGCCAAUCAUUACGUGAAUUUAUGACACAGAAUUAUUUCUAUAGAAAUCUAUAAAUACUUGGAAAACGAGGUUUCACAGAUGUCAGAACUGUUACAACUAUGAGAUGGGGUGUACCUUGACCAUGGUGGGGAAAACCAUUUUUAAAAGGACACACACAAAGAUGUACCUAAAACGUUCAGCCAUGGCUGCUUUGAUUCAGUCAUCGCUCGGAGACAGAACAUUCUUUCUGCCCUGCUGUAUCAUAAAGCACACACUUUGCGCUCUGGAGCAACCAGAUGGCUCCCCCACUUUCGCGGACUUGGAAGCUUCCUUCUCUUGAGGACUUUUCACCCAAGGUAGAAGACUUCAUGGCUUACUUGUUCCAUAACUCCAAGUGAGUCUGUAAUGAUGUUUGUGAAGCUUGACUGUAACAAUCUGUAACAAUGUUUUCUUUUUUCUUUUUUUUUUUUUUGGUUUAAUUUUUUAAAAAAAAAAAAAAAAAAAAAAAAAGAAAAAAAAAAAGAAAAACAAAAGCAAACAAACAAAAAAACCCACCCUUAUCUGGUUUUGGCCAGUGUAUGUGUAACUUUUCAAGAUCUGAGGGGAAAAAAUGGCUUUUGGGUUUUUGUUUAUUUUUUGAGAAUGACUGGACAUAAGAAGAAAAAACAAACAAAAAACUCAGAAAACAAAAAUAAGAGAGACUAUUGCCAUAUGAACUCAAAAGCUACCAUGGUGUUCACUCUACAUAUCAGGUUGUGGUAUUUCUAGAAUCUGUUGUUUGUUUCCUAUACGAUGCUUUGCUGAAACACAUAGCAAAAUCACAUGAUGGAUGAUAGUAUUGAUUUGAAAAGCUGGUCCCUCAGGAUCUAAUUGCAGAAUUUGCCACCCAAACCCUGAAUAGGUGGGGUUAGGGCUGGUUUUAUUAGAGCUAUUGGCUUUACUUAACAAUAUUGUUCCUGUUCAUUAGCCCAGCCAAAUUGUGGUAAAGGAGAAAGCCCCACAAACUAACACAGAGCCUUUCCUAGGGAAGGUGAAGAGGGGGUGGGCUGGAUCUGCGACUGAUUGAAAUGCAUGCAAAUAUAAAAAGAUGAGACAAUACUAAUCGUCUGUUAAAGAAUCAAAACAGACAAUAGGGGAGUUCAAUGUGUGAUGGAACAACAAAAGGUCACACAAGCCAAACAUGGCAUGACAGAGUGCAAAAUACAUAGUUCUUCCCCCACCCCCAACAUGAUGUUUUUCAUAGUGGUUUAAUUUUGUAGCCUGACACUUACAGAUAACUCUGUCCUUCCAUUUGCUCACAUCUCCCUUCACCCAUCUUUUCUAAAAACAAAUAAAUAAUAAAUGAAUAAAGCUGCUGUGACACACAAAAAAAGGAAUUUAAUAGUAUAAUAUAUAUAUAAAUAAAUAUAUAUACAGAUAUAUUUAUCAUGGUAUGUUUGAUGGGAUGACUGAAACAGGAAAACUGUUAAAGUCUUGAAGUGGAAUGAGAAUGUUGUUUUAAAAGAAAAUAACAAAACAACAAAAAGUAAACCUUAAAAUGUGAAGAAAGUGUGAGUUUUAGUUUUGUCACAGUUAACUGUGUCAAAGAGAAUAAACAAUCUUCUCAGAUUUUGUUUACAUAUUUUACUACAUUUUUGCUGGUAUAAUUCCUUAGCCACCUAUGUACAUACUGCUUUAAGAACUGUUCUUUCCUUUCUAUUUGUUUAUUUCCGUUUGUUUGGUUUAUAUUCCAGUUGUAUGUCUUUCUUUUUGAAAAGAGGAAACAAUGUACAGAAAAACAAUAAACUGGUUGUGUGGCCAUAGCUAUCCAAAAAGCAAGAGACAAAGCAAGACAAAUAUUCACACAAAAAUGAAGUAUGUCUUCUGGAGGGUAGGAUAUAUACAAUUUCUUUUGUACAGAUGAAAAUCAAUCAGCUGUUUAGAUUUAGAAAUCUACUCUUGCUGGUCUUUGUAAGUUGCAUGAAUAUUUGACUUUGAAAAAUACCUUAAAGACAUGGGGCAAAAAGCGCAAUCUAAACAAUGGUAGCCUUUACUAAUGUGUAUGGAAAGAGGUGUUCCUCAUUAUCUGAUAUUUCAAUGUGUUAAGAGUUUUGGAUUUUUUUGUUGUCAUUAAAAAUGACAGGAUUAUAAAGAGAUAUCAAAGCACGAUUUUAGAUAAAUGGCCCAACCUAUAUGAAGUUGAUUAUAUCUCGAUGUCUGUAAAAGAUUGCUGUUUUUGGAGUCUUGAGGUCUUGUGAACUGAUUUCCUGCUUUCUUUCUUUACAUUUUUUUUAUUUGAGUAAAAAUACAUUUGUUAUAUUCCUUUUAGUGUAAGUUUCUAUUUGGACAAUUUUAUGGGAACAUGUGCAUUCUGUAUGUGAGCUUCUAUCAUAUUCCUGUUGUUUUAUGAGCAGACUCUUAAGGAAUUUAUUUUAUGAUGUUGUGAAGUUACUGCUUUUUCUUUUUCCUUUCUCUUUUAGUUCAUAUUUGCAUUUUCGUUCAAGGAUAUGCUUAGCAAUAAAAUGUUCUU
This is a messenger RNA of Panthera uncia (snow leopard), 3482 nucleotides long. Its product is annotated as neurexin-3-beta. Lineage: Eukaryota; Metazoa; Chordata; Mammalia; Carnivora; Felidae. The transcript has 2 exons. Bases 1 to 984 code for a protein of 327 amino acids. The record is from RefSeq and is a predicted model, not a curated record.